GAGUUUGAGGACUGCAGAUGGUAACCAUCUGUUCUGGACUAGCAUUUUACAAUAUUUGAUUAGCACUUUAUAUAGUCUGGGGAAGCCUGCCAGAGGAGCUGCCUGUCAUGUUGGGACUGUAGUGUGUCCUCUGUGGUUGCCCUUCAGGGGCCUGCCCAUGACAGUUUAUGGGCUCCCUUCUGUGGACCAGGCCAAAGCAGGGCUAGUCAGAAUAGUGACAGCAAGGACUUGAAGAGCCCCGUGUCCUUCUUAGACUUCCUUACAGCUGGAACCAUUGAGGCGGGGCUCACAGAUGGCCCCACUGCCGGGGGCAGAGCUGGUCCAGACACCGCUGCAGCUCUACCGUUACCUGCUGCGCUGUUGCAGGCAGCUGCCAACCAAGGGCGCCCAGGAGCACUACAAGCAUGCUGUCCGGCAGGGUUUCCGGGUUCACUCAGAUGAAGAUAACCCUGAGAGAAUCCUGCAGAUUAUUAAAAGAGCCAUUGAGGAUGCCGACUGGAUCAUGAACAAGUAUAAAAAACAAAACUGAGAAUCCGCAGCUGGCAGCAUGACUGUCCUGGAGACAUUGGAACUGAGAAGCCUCUCUGCUUUUGGAGCUCAGCAGCAGCAGCAGCAGCAAUUCUGGAAUAUUCUCUGACAUUGUUGGCCGGAAGCAGGAAAUCAUAGCUGACAUUUGGUCAAGUGGCUCUUGUCACCGAAGCCAUGUUUCCAGCAUCUGUUAUGUCUGCUCUUCCAUCCCGGAAUGAUAUGCAAUUUGGGGAGAACUUGGUGUUUUUUUGCUUCUUCUCUGUGUUUCUCAUUUUUGUCUAUCUGUUCUUUUUCUUUGCUCUGAAGGCAGUUAGUUUAUUCUGGAGGUCCCUUUACCGUUCUCCGAGCCCCAGAGCUGAUGUCCCCUCAGACGACCACCUGUACACAAGAAAGAGAACAGGCUUGAGAACCAGGCAGCUGUGGAUCUGAAUCCCAACCGGCAUCCACAGCUGUGCUGUGUCCUCAAUCUGCUAAGGUGCGGCUCCUGACACUGUCCCCACAACGUGCUCCAAGCAGAGGUCCUGGCCCUUGAGGUGGUGAAAUGUAUACCACGUGAGACUGGGAAGAGGAUGCAAGCAGCCAGAGUAGGCACCAGAGGUCCAGGCUUCUGGGACGCCACAGUGUGUCCUCAUGGCUCUCCCGGGCCUUGACUCUCAGGGGAGGAUGAGAGGGAAGGAGAGGACAGAGAGGUCCAGGGAGGAGCGGCCCAAGUGGGUGAAGUAGCUGAACGACACAGAGAAGCCACACUGGAGUUGAAUAUUCCCGGGGCACUCAGGCAGCGGAAGAGCUAGUGCCUGCGUGUGUCCUUGCAGUUUUGUGAGUUGGAGUGACCUCUGUCGGUGCAGAAGGGGUCGACAGUACUGAGGCACGUGUGUCAGUUUGUGAAAGCUCUUUUUGUUUAUUUAUUUUAGACAGGAUCUCACUGUGUAGCCCUGACAAGCCUUGAACUCUAGAGCUUUCAGCAAUCCUCCUGCCUCUGCCUCCCAAGCUGCUUAGAUUAUAGGUGUGCCAUAACACCCAGCUUAUUAUUAUUAUUAGCCUUUUUACAUUUAUUUAUUUGUAUGUGUGUGUGCGCAUGUGUGUACAUAUGGCAACAUUCAUGUCAUGAUACACGUGGAAGUCAGAGGACAGUUUGCAGGAGUCAGUUCACUUCUGCUGUGUGGGUCCCAGAGAGUGAACUCAGGUCAUCAGACUUGGUGGCAGAUGCCUUUAUCUGCUGAGUCCUCUUGAUGGCUCUUCUUUUUUUUUUUUUUUUAAGAUUAAUUUAUUUUAUUUAUGUGUGUGUGUGCGCGUGCCUGCACACGUUUUUAUGUCCCAUGUGUGUGAGGUGCCUUGGAGGCCAGAGGACUUGGGCUCCCUGGAGUUGCAGGCGGUUAUGAGCUGCCCGGUGUGGCUGCUGGGAAGCUGACCUGGGUCUCUGCAAGAGUAGUUGGCGCUCUUCCUGCUCGCUCUCUCUAGCCCCGGUUAUUUCCUCUUGACUGCCAUUCUCCGAAUGUGGAUUGUUUCCCUGCUGCAUGCUGUCAGACAAUGCUAAGGAUUGGGUGAGUCAGACUUCCACUCGCCAGCGGGGACCAUUCCUCAGAGAUGACCAGGUGCUGGUCCCACUGCUGGACAACAUUGGCCAAGGCCAGCUUUGCCCUCUCAGGUGAGGACAAGGCAAAAGGGUCCGAGCAAAGCUGAGUCACCUCUGUCCCCACUGCUGUUGUCUGAGCCCAAGGACCAAUCAUCCUUGGUGAUCAUGGGAGCAGGGUGGCCAUGUGCGCCACCAUGCCUGACCUUAGGUAAAGGGUUUUUGUUGGUUUUUGUUUUUGUUUUUGGUAUUUUUGAGACAGGGUUUCUCUGUAUAGCCCUAGCUGUCCUGGAUCUCACUCUGGAGACCAGGCUGGCCUUGAACUCACAGAGAUCCACCUGCUUCUGCCUCCUGAGUGCUGGGAUUAAAGGUAUGUGCCACCACCACCUGGCUUAGGUAGAGGUUUUCGUUAGAAAGAACUGGGCUUAGAAAACGGGAAUAGCACUGAUUUGGGGACCUGGGGCUGCCACUCACAGGGAUUGCUUGAGGGAUGUGGGGGUCCCCUAAUUAUGAGGAUUGUUUAAGAGGACUUUCCCAUGUAAGAUACAGAUCAGUGUCCAGGUUAUCCCUGAGACUUAUGGCAUCAUCCUAUAUCUGGUGGGGUGUCCCUUUUGAUAAGGAACAAGGGACAGACACUUUUUACUUAUUGAUAGCGAGGAUGAAAAACUAAGUGAGUCUCCAUGAAUGUGUCCCUAUUAUUUUAUCCCCCAAGAUGUCUUCUCCAGGUGUGUGUGUGUGUGUGUGUGUGUGUGUGUGUGUGUGUGUGUGUGUACACGCUUGUGCACGAGGAAGGCAGGGGGUAAUGUUGAGUGUCUCCUUCUAUUGCUCACCUUUUUGAUACAGGGUUUCCCUGUGUAGCUUUGGUGCCUGUCCUGGAUCUUGCUCUGUAGACCAGGCUGGCCUCGAACUCACAGAGAUCUGCCUGCCUCUGCCUCCUGAGUGCUGGGAUUUAAAGUGUCACCGCCUGGCUAGGAAUUAGUUCUAUAGCACGCUUAUACUGGUGUGUCCCGAUGCCCCUAGUUCUAUUGACUAGCCCAGGUACAGUGUGUCCCCCAGAGCAGUCUCCUGUGUCAUCUUGGUUAUCAGUGUCCCCAAGACUUAGAGAGUCGAUCUCAAGUUUUGGAGGAACUCAUCAAGAGCUGCAGCCCUGGGAAGGCUACUCGGGGAGCCUGGACAGAGUUGAAGCUCUGUAGGAUGCUGAGUCUUAGGAACAAGGACCACAAAAGAGAAAGGUGAGUGUUGUUGAAACAUUUCCUCAGCAGAGAGAAAUGGGCACACACUCCUGAGGAGGAGCGUUGGGUAUUUUGACUAAGUCAGGAGGAUCUGGGGCCAGGGUCACAAAUUUAUGUGGCUACCCCAGGCUUUGACUAUAAACUUUGCAAUUUUUUUUUUUAAGUUUUGAAUUGUUCCAAAUUUUAAAGCUUUUUUUUGGUGAAGCAUUUAUUUAUUUAUUUAUUUAUUUUUGAGUGUUUGUGUUUAUGUGCCAAAGUACUCAGGUCAUCAGGCUUGGUGGCAAGUGCCUUUACCUACUCAGCCAUGUCUUUGGCCGGAGCUUUUCACAUCUUCCCCUUGACUGACUUAAGAUCCAUCCCACUGAUGUCCCUUGAAGUGAGUUAUUGCCACCUGUUGAGAUUUGUACUACCUGGGAGUGUAGUAGGAUUAGAUCUUAAUGCUUUAUUGGAGGAAACUUCAGCAUUUCCCUUCCCCCAGACAGCAGUGUGGCCGUGAGUGCUAGAAACCCAGCCCGGGAACCUGUGAAUGUUGAUGGUCAGCCUUCUAACUGUAGGCAGUGACCUCACUUUGGGGGCAGGGAUGUAAGGAGGGUGGGUGUUGCCUCUGUGGCACGGUAACAACUAAGUGCUUACUGUAUACCCGGACUUUCCAAUGCCUUUACAAUAAAACUGCUAGCCCCUGUA
This is a messenger RNA of Peromyscus californicus insignis, 4014 nucleotides long. It is a transcript of the gene Lyrm9, whose product is annotated as LYR motif containing 9. The transcript has 4 exons. NCBI's taxonomy places the organism in Eukaryota, Metazoa, Chordata, Mammalia, Rodentia, Cricetidae. The record is from RefSeq and is a predicted model, not a curated record. The coding region runs from base 293 to 529 and encodes 78 amino acids.